Molecule: messenger RNA, 1403 nt
Organism: Suricata suricatta (meerkat)
Lineage: Eukaryota; Metazoa; Chordata; Mammalia; Carnivora; Herpestidae
Gene: SERPINB13
Product: serpin family B member 13
Exons: 7
Coding region: 16-1188 (390 amino acids)
Molecular function (GO): serine-type endopeptidase inhibitor activity
Source: RefSeq, a predicted model, not a curated record
CUUACUGGAAUCUUCAUGGAUUCGCUUGGUGCAGCAUACACUCAGUUUGGGUUUAAUCUUUUCCAAAAGCUGAAUAAGAUAAAAGAUGGCAACAUCUUCUUUUCACCUGCGGGAAUUUCAGCCGCCAUCGGCAUGCUGGUCUUCGGGGCCCAAGGAGCCACUGCCGCCCAGUUACAGAAGAUGCUUUCUUUCAAAAAAGACACAGAGAGCUCAAGAAUCAAAACUGAAGAAGAAAAGAUUGAGAAGUCAGAAGAGAUAUAUCACCAAUUCCAAGAGUUUUUGAGUGAGAUAGGCAAAUCCACUGAUGGUUAUGAAUUGAGGAUAGCCAACAGGCUCUUUGGAGAAAAGACAUACCUCUUCCUUCAAAAAUACUUAGAUUAUGUGGAAAAACAUUAUCAUGCAUCUCUGGAACCUGUUGACUUUGUAAAUGCAGCAGACGAAAGUCGAAAGAAGAUUAAUUCCUGGGUUGAAAGCCAAACAAAGGAAAAAGUCAAGGACCUGUUUCCAGAUGGUUCUCUAGACAGCUUCACCAAGCUGGCACUGGUGAACAUAGUUUAUUUUAAAGGGCAAUGGGACAGGGAGUUUAAGAAAGAAAAUACCAAGGAGGAGGAAUUUUGGCUGAAUAAGAGUACAAGCAGAUGUGUGCCAAUGAUGACACAGAGCCACGCCUACAGCUUCGCUUUCCUGGAGGACUUGCAAGCCAAACUUCUGGGAAUUCCAUACAAAAACAAUGACCUAAGCAUGUUUGUGUUGCUGCCCAAUGACACAGAUGAUCUGGAGAAGAUUAUAGACCACAUAACUCCAGAAAAAUUAGUAGAGUGGACCAGCCCGGGGCACAUGGAAGUAAGGAACGUGACCUUGCACUUGCCGCGGUUCGCGGUGGAGGAUGGGUACGACCUGGAGGCCGUCUUGGCAGCCGUGGGGCCGGGAGACGCCGUCAGGGAGCCCAGAGCCGAUUCUCCGAGGUCGGCCUCACACUCGGGGCUGCAGGCACAGAAGUUCCUCCACAGGGCCUUUGUGGCGGUCACCGAGGGAGGGACUGAGACUGCAGCCGGCACCGGCGUGGGCUUUGCCCUCACGCUGGCGCCGGAAUAUGAACAUUUUCACUGCAAUCACCCUUUCCUGUUCUUCGUCAGGCACAACCAGUCCAACAGCAUCCUCUUCUUCGGUAGAUUCUCUUCUCCUUAGGACAGUCAUUGCCUUGGCCGAGAACCAGUGUUGGGGAAUCAGUAGGACGAUGGACAUUGCCCAUUCUUUAAGAAAAAUGGUCUUCCUUGCUUGCAUUCCAAUCUUACCAUCCAAAUCACUGACUUAAGUGACUGUAAUGGUGUGCGUGUUUAUAAUUCUCCUUAAAACUGAAAUGUCCUUUUCAGUUUGUGCUGCGUAAUAACAUAGCUAAAUCA